UUUUGUGGUGUCGUCAGUGCUAUGAGAGUGUUUUUGGUGGUUUUGAGUGUGCUGGCCGUGACGGUCGCCACCAAGUGUCCGUUUUCGGCAAUUGAACCCUUGGCCAGGUUCAAACGGAGCGGUUUUGACAUUCGUCCAAGCGUCAGUGAUGGAAGUUUGGAUGCUCUGAUCAAGGACUUUAUGCCCAAGUACAACGCCAACAAUGUGCACACCAGUUGGGCUGAGCCUACGCCAUCUGGUCCUCAUCAGGCUUUAAGGUGUGGUGUACCACCUCGCUACUGUCUAAACGGUACACGGAAUCUUCAAUAUCGGAGUAUCGAUGGAUCCUGCAAUAACCUGUUGUAUCCAGAGUUUGGAAUUGCUGUUUCCCCGUAUAGGAGGCUUUUACCUCCACGGCAAGUGGAGCAGGCCCCGAAUGCACGAUUGAUCUCCUUGUCCUUGUACGGAGAGCAGACGAGCAACGAUAGAUUCCGCACCAUGGCGGCCAUGCAAUUUGGACAGUUUGUGGCCCACGACAUCAGCCAGUUAAGCACGCAGGGAGCUCCUCAUGAUUGCUGUGCCGAGCCGCGUAAUCCCCGCUGUAUGGCCAUAAACCUGCCGCGUGGAGGACCCAUCGCCUAUCAUGCGGGCAAGACCUGCCUUCACUUCGCACGCAGUGUGUCUGAAGCGGAUGCCAUUUGCCCAAGGAAUGGAGCACCGUACCCCGAGAAGUUGACGGUGGCCACUGCCUACCUGGAUCUGUCCUCGGUCUAUGGAAACACCCAAUCGCAAAACAGCAAAGUACGCCUGUUUAAGGGCGGCCUUCUAAAGACAAGCUACACGAAUGGCCAGCACUGGCUUCCGGUGAGCCAAAAUGAGGACGGCGAGUGCGGGCUUAGGAGUGAGUGCUACAGCGUGCCGGAUAGGAGGAAUAGGUUCUCGCCCACCAUUGCCGUGCUGCAGACUCUGCUGGUCCGGGAGCACAAUCGUCUGGCCGAGAAUCUGGCGCUGAUUAACCCUCAUCACGAUGACGAGCGUAUUUACCAGGAAGCGCGCAAGAUUAACAUUGCCCAGUUUCAGAAGAUCACCUACUACGACUGGCUGCCCCUGUUCGUGGGUCGCACCUACACCUAUCUGAACGGUCUCAUUUAUCCAGUGGAGCCAACUGAGUACGUGAACGACUAUGACGAGACGGUGAAUCCCGCUGCCUAUGCGGAGUUUUCCGCCGCAGCCUUCCGAUAUGCCCACACCCAGAUCCCUGGAUGGUUCUCGUUGGUGGCUCCAAAUCGCAGUUCCAACCAGACUAUGCGCCUGAGUGACUACCUCGAUCGAUCCGAGACCAUCCGCUUACUGGACACAUCCGACAACUUCGCCGCAAUGUUGAGGGGAUUGGCUACUCAGUUGCACAAGCGAUCGGAUGGGAAUAUUGAUCGUGAGAUAAAACACUAUUUCAACCGCAAGGAAUUUGAGGAGUACGGAUCAGAUCUGAAGUCUAUAGACAUUCAGAGGGCACGAGACUUUGGACUGGCCUCCUACAAUGAUGUGCGAGAGUACUGCGGGCUGCAACGAGCUGUGGAUUGGGCUGAUUUUGCUCACGAGAUUCCGGCAGAGAAAAUAUCGCUAUUACGCCGGCUGUACGCGACUCCGGAUGAUGUGGAGCUGAGUGUAGGUGGCACACUGGAGUACCAUGUCCCUGAUGCUCUAUUCGGACCAACUCUAUUGUGUGUAAUUGGAAAACAAUUCCUGAACACGCGACGUGGCGAUAGAUUUUUCUUUGAGCGGGAGAACGCUGGAGGGUUUUCACGUGCUCAACUGGCGGAGAUCCGUAAGGUGAGUCUGGCCAGCCUGUUCUGCAACAACGCCAACUACCUGCACUUGGUCCAGCCCAACGUUUUUGUGUUCCCGAAUUCCCAUAAUUUACUACUAAACUGCAAUUUUAUCCGGCAAAUUGAUCUUAGCAAAUGGCAGGAUCCAAGGCCUUAACUUGAACAUGGCCCAAUUUGUUUGUUUCUCUCAUCCUUUUUUUUCAUCAACUAUUUUACACAACGUCAUAACAAAAUGGACUUUUUGGACUUUCUUAUUUACUGUUAAAAUGCUAGUAUUUAUUCAAUAUAAACUUAUAAGCAAAUAGUUUCAUGAAAAUAAAAAGGAUUGUUAAAAAUGUAAAA
This is a messenger RNA of Drosophila rhopaloa, 2147 nucleotides long. Its product is annotated as peroxidase. Gene Ontology annotation, molecular function: heme binding; peroxidase activity. Lineage: Eukaryota; Metazoa; Arthropoda; Insecta; Diptera; Drosophilidae. The transcript has 5 exons. The coding region runs from base 22 to 1962 and encodes 646 amino acids. Gene Ontology annotation, biological process: response to oxidative stress. The record is from RefSeq and is a predicted model, not a curated record.